CGUCCUUACAGUGUACUCCGGAUAAAACCCUACUGUCUCCCACCCGCUUCACGAACCAAUAGUUGCUUAGAAUUAUGUCUUCCUCCUGGAUACCUACCUAGAUACAUAGGUACCCAUCCAAGGUCGGUUUAACAGCUUCGACCAUGUGAAAUGCCUGUAUCUGUCCAUCUAGAUGCCUAGGUAGGUAGGUAUAAGUAAGUCGUCCACUUGAUAAUCAAUGGCGAACAGCAAGCGGCUACGCUCACCAUCUACAUAUCUAGUAUGAUAUGGUAAUCUUGCAAUACACGAUCUAAAGCAAUACACCGGUAGCCUCGUCGCCAUGGAUUGCGCUGGUAAUGUAUCCAGUCUCUUGUAUUUUGCUGUCGAGUUCUUCGACGGUAUCCAAAUUGCUCGGGGUUUCAGAGACCAAUUCGAAACGUAUCAACUCAAACUCGAUAUCAUGCAACUGCGCCUUUCUCGCUGGGGUGAGGCGGCUGGAGUCAUAACAUCCGAUAGCAAUGGGGAAGACCUACAACUAAGCGAUAGUAACCAAGCCCAUCUAGAGUUAUUGAAGAAAGCGACUGGAAUCCUCGAAACUAUACAAAGCACCCUCCAUAAGGCUAAACAAAAUGCCGAGAGUAUCCGAUCUUCCCUGCCCAGAAAUGAAGACGAAAGGUUCGACCCCGAAUCGGAGAUGCCAGAUGAGUCGAAGAAAAUUCGGUCAAGAUUUCGAGAGUGCCUGCGUAAACGAAGGGCUCAACUCAGGGGGGGCCAUCGAGGCUCUUAAGUGGGUCUUCUAUAAAAAAGAUAAUUUCUAUGAAUUCAUUCGGGACAUGUCCGAACUUGUUAAAGGACUUGAAAGCCUCUUCCCGGAAGAGAAUAGAGAAAAGCUUCUCGAACUCAGCCGGGAGGAAUGCAAGGGGGUCAGUAGGCCCAACUUAUUAGAACUAGCAAAGGUUGUAAGGGGCUGUGAUCCUUGGCUGGAAGCCGCGGUGGAUGAAAUGCUUCAAAGCUCAUAUUCCGCCGGCUCCCCUAUAAACAUGUCAUACAUCUAUGGCUUGGCGGCAGGAAUCCACAACGGAGAUAUCAAGGGGUUCAGCACCGGGAGCCACCACACAGUCAACAAUAAAUGGUGAUUCGCCUGCCUUACUAUGCAGGGGUUCGCGGCUUAGGUUUUCGUCCAGGAGUAAGUACGAAUACUUUUCGUUACUUUUAUAUUUAGUCGAAUGCAUUGUAGCUUUGUAGACCAAGAAAUCUUGUUAUA
Messenger RNA from Hypoxylon trugodes, 1243 nucleotides. RefSeq names its product prion-inhibition and propagation, helo domain-containing protein. The transcript has a single exon. NCBI's taxonomy places the organism in Eukaryota, Fungi, Ascomycota, Sordariomycetes, Xylariales, Hypoxylaceae. Bases 320 to 766 code for a protein of 148 amino acids. The record is from RefSeq and is a predicted model, not a curated record.